Messenger RNA from Zingiber officinale, 666 nucleotides. Its product is annotated as dirigent protein 22-like. Bases 39 to 590 code for a protein of 183 amino acids. Lineage: Eukaryota; Viridiplantae; Streptophyta; Magnoliopsida; Zingiberales; Zingiberaceae. The transcript has a single exon. The record is from RefSeq and is a predicted model, not a curated record.
AUUUGAGAAGCGCGUACACUAGUAAAAAUAUUGCAAUCAUGUGCAUGAGGAUGACUCUCCUGCUUCUCCUCACGGUUAAGAGUCUCCUUCCCACGAUCUUCUCGGCCGAUGGAAGCAGCAAAGCGGAGAACGUGACCCAUCUCCACUUCUUCUUCCACGACGUCCUCAGCGGCCGCAACGCCACCGCCGUCAGAAUAAUUGACCCUGUCACGUCACCAGCGGGGACGGGGACGGGGACGUUGUUCGGCUCGGUGGUGAUGAUGGACGACCUGCUGACGGAGGGGCCGGAUCCUUCUUCGCAGGCCGUGGGCCGGGCUCAGGGCUUUUACGCUUCGGCAGACCUCACCGAGCUAGCCUUCCUCCAACCCAUGAACCUCGUCUUCACCGCCGGAAAAUAUAAUGGCAGCGUCCUCACCGUGCAGGGCCGGAACGCUCCUUUCCAUGAGAUGCGCGAGAUGGCGGUUGUCGGCGGGAGCGGCCUCUUUCGAUUCGCCCGCGGCUACGCGCAGGCGCAUACGCACACAGUAUCUGCCAACGGGGAUGCGAUUGUCGAGUACAAUGUGUAUGUCAUGCACUUUUCUCAAAAGUAAUGACGUUGAGAUGAUGGAUUUUUUUUAGUUGACACGGUAUUUUCAAUUUAAAUAAUUUGAUUUGAGAAACUAAAAA